Molecule: messenger RNA, 2317 nt
Organism: Vitis vinifera (wine grape)
Lineage: Eukaryota; Viridiplantae; Streptophyta; Magnoliopsida; Vitales; Vitaceae
Product: phenylalanine--tRNA ligase beta subunit, cytoplasmic
Exons: 19
Coding region: 154-1932 (592 amino acids)
Biological process (GO): phenylalanyl-tRNA aminoacylation
Cellular component (GO): cytoplasm; phenylalanine-tRNA ligase complex
Molecular function (GO): RNA binding; phenylalanine-tRNA ligase activity; magnesium ion binding
Source: RefSeq, a predicted model, not a curated record
AGAACGUUAAAAGGAUUCUGAAGGAAUAUAUUUACAGUUUGCAUAGGAGAACAAAUUCGGCGUGGUUCGGGCAUUAGACAAACCCUACAUAUCAGACAGUGUCUUCAUCCAAACAAAAUCUAGGGUUUUGCAGACCUCUGCCCCACACCUACCAUGCCUACUGUUAGCGUUGGGAGGGAUCAUCUGUUCGAAGCCCUGGGACGAACCUACGAACAAGAGGAAUUUGAGGAGCUAUGCUUCGAAUUUGGAAUUGAGCUGGACGAUGUUACUACUGAAAAGGAAAUUAUGAGGAAAGAAAAGCAUUUGGAAGAAGAAGCAUCUGCCAACGAAGAAGUUAUCUAUAAAAUCGAAGUGCCAGCAAAUAGAUAUGACUUGCUGUGCCUUGAAGGGCUUGUUCAAGCUCUGCGGAUUUUUAAAAAGGCUGAUCAGAUACCUACUUAUACAUUGGCUGAUGUUAGUAAGGAAUCAAUGCUUAAAAUGCAUGUAAAACCAGAGACCUCUUUAAUUCGGCCAUUUGUUGUAUGUGCUGUUUUACGAGGUAUAACUUUUGAUGAAUCAAGAUACAACAGCUUUAUUGAUCUUCAAGAUAGGCUUCAUCAGAACAUCUGCCGGCGAAGAACCUUGGUUGCAAUUGGAACUCAUGACUUGGAUACAAUUCAAGGUCCUUUUACAUAUGAGGCUUUGCCCCCCUCAGAUAUCAAUUUUGUGCCAUUGAAACAGGUUAAAAAGUUCAGAGCUGAUGAGCUGAUGGAGUUUUACAAAUCAGAUUUAAAGCUGAAGAAAUUCUUGCACAUAAUUGAGAAUUCACCUGUGUUCCCCGUUAUAUAUGAUCAUAACAGGACCGUUCUGUCUUUACCCCCAAUUAUAAAUGGUGCCCAUUCUGCAAUCAAUCUAAAGACAAAAAAUGUGUUCAUUGAAUGUACAGCCACUGAUUUGACAAAGGCCAAGAUUGUUUUAAACACAAUGGUGACAAUGUUUUCAAUGUACUGUGAAAGAAAGUUUGAGGUCGAACCAGUUGAAGUGAUAUAUCCUGAUGGAAAGUCAUGUCUUUAUCCUGAUCUGUCAGUCUACAGUAUGGAAGUUCCUCUAUCUUAUAUCAUAGAUACAGUUGGGGUUUCUUUGGAGGCGGACGAGGUUACUAGUUUGUUAAAUCGAAUGCAAUUGCAUGCCAAGCAGUCCUUAUCAGAAGAUAAAGAGUGCAAAAUCAUUGUCUCUGUUCCCCCAACAAGAAGUGAUGUUCUUCAUCCAUGCGAUGUGGUUGAGGACGUUGGUAUAGCAUAUGGGUAUAAUAAUGUUCCAAGGAGGAAACUUGCAUCGUUGAAGCCACUGCCAUUGAACCAACUGAGUGAUCUCAUCAGAUUGGAGAUUGCAAUGAAUGGUUUUACAGAGAUAUUGACAUGGAUAUUAUGCUCUUACAAAGAAAAUUUCUCCAUGUUGAACCGUAAAGAUGACAAAUCAACAGCAGUGAUAAUUGGAAAUCCUCGUUCUGCUGAUUUUGAGGUUGUCCGGACAAGUCUUAUGCCAGGUGCAUUAAAAACAGUUGCGCAUAACAAAGACCACCCCAAGCCCAUAAAGAUAUUUGAGGUUGGUGAUAUAGCGGUAUUGGAUGAGGCAAAAGAUGUUGGUGCAACAAAUCGUCGUCAACUUGCAGCUCUAUAUUGUGGUGCUAAUUCUGGAUUUGAGCUAAUUCACUGCCUUGUCGACAGAAUUAUGGAAAUUAUUGGAUGUCCUUUUGUUGCAGUUGGAGACGAUACUGGGUACUACAUAAAGCUUUCAAAUGAACCCGAGUUUCUUCCAGGUCGACAAGCUAGCAUCAUUUACAGAGGGAAGCACAUAGGCACCUUUGGCAUUGUGCACCCAGAGAUCCUGAACAACUUCGACAUUUCAGAUCCAUGCUCCUUUCUGGAACUCAACAUGGAGAGCUUUUUGUAGGAUGGCACAGCUAUAUUGGCAUUGGGUGCUAAAAGCCAACUGAUCCAGCAGCCCGCUGCUGGGGAGGUAAAUUAUAUGCUUAUAUUUGUAAGCAGUGACCCAUCUAACCGAAAGGGAGGCAAAUCAUUUGUUUCUGUCGUGGACUCUUAAUUUUUCUGAUAGGCAAAUUUGUGGUCUAUAUUUUAACUACAAUUUUGUUAAUCAUUGGAUUAAAGUGGUGAGUGUUUCUUCCCACUUUGGUCAUCUUCAGCUGUAGGUUGUUAGUUUGUCAUUGCAAUUUAGCUGGGCAAUACUUAUGCCACUUUGAAGGAAUAUAGAAAUUAUCCGAAGUUGUAAUAUGGUUUCAAUAAAACUGGUUGAAAGAAAAAUGACCAAGUUCACAAAA